AAUCGCAGCUGACUAUCUAGUGCAUUGCAGUGCUUUGAGCCGCCAAAUCCAGAGACGGAUGCGCAAACGAUUCCUUGAACGCUACGGUCAAGAUGGAUGAUGGAAGUAAUGGUGGCAACAUAAAACAAGAGGCUGAAGUCAACAACAAGAAUCUUAUUAUCAACUACCUACCACAGGCCCUCACAGAUAAAGAGUUCUCACAAAUGUUUUCCUCAGUGGGGGCCAUCAAGCAGUGUAGAGUUAUGAGGAAUAUGCAGACCGGCUACAGCUUCGGUUAUGGCUUCGUGGAGUUCAUCAACCCUGACGACGCCGACAAGGCCAUCGCGUUGCUGGAUGGCCUGCGGGUGCAAAACAAACGGAUCAAGGUGUCGUACGCCAGGCCGCCCGGUCAGGACAUCAAGGACACCAACCUGUACAUCCAGAACCUGCCCAGGUACACCUUGGUCUGCUACUCUGGGCUGCAAUCUCCUCGUCUCCGCGAGCUGACGCACACGAAUUACGAGCACCUGGCAGACAUCCUCAGGUUAAUGGACUGGUCCCUGAUGGAGAACCUCAAUGUUGAAGAUGCCUAUAAGUUCUUCAAAGAGAAAAUCGCCUGGGCUACUGAGGUCUGCUCCAUCAAGAGACAGCCUAGGCCAAAGAGCCUGUACAUGAAACCAAGGGCGACGCAGCUGAACAAAAGUUAG
Molecule: messenger RNA, 686 nt
Organism: Pollicipes pollicipes
Lineage: Eukaryota; Metazoa; Arthropoda; Thecostraca; Pollicipedomorpha; Pollicipedidae
Product: protein sex-lethal
Exons: 4
Coding region: 93-686 (197 amino acids)
Cellular component (GO): ribonucleoprotein complex; nucleus
Molecular function (GO): mRNA binding
Source: RefSeq, a predicted model, not a curated record